Messenger RNA from Vigna unguiculata (cowpea), 1319 nucleotides. RefSeq lists its product as uncharacterized. The record is from RefSeq and is a predicted model, not a curated record. Lineage: Eukaryota; Viridiplantae; Streptophyta; Magnoliopsida; Fabales; Fabaceae.
CACACUUCCACAAACUAAGCCUUUCAUUUCAGUCUUCAAAAUGAGAUAUUUUCUUACUCUGCUUCCUCUCCUUUUCCUCUUCCUGUUUGUAACAAAUGUGGAAUCAAGAAACAUGGGAGGAGAAUAUUGGAAAAUGGCCGCGAAAAAUCAGGAUAUAGCAGAAGAAUUUAAAGGUCUUCCAACUCAUGAAAACGAUGAAAUUUAUGCUAAGAGGGAAAGAAAAGAUGUAAAAGAUUCUGAUUUGAACUCCAAUGUUGCAACUUAUUUUAACAAGGGCAUUGAUAUUGAAUCAAAGAAAAAAAUUACGAGAACAUUUGAGGCAAGACCUAAUUCUUCAGCAUAUGGUGAAAAGGAUAUUGAUUGUAUGGAAAAAAAGAAAAUGAAGAAACAUUUUGAACCAAGACCUAAUGUUUCAGCUUAUGAUGAUAAUGAAGUUGGUGUAAAGGAUAAAAAUAAAGUUAUGAAAGAUUUUGAACCAAGACUUAAUGCUUCGGCCUAUGGUGAUAAUAAGGUUGAUGUGAAGGAAAAAAACAAAUCUGUGAAAGAUUUUGAACCAAGACCUAAUGUUUCGGCUUAUGGUGACAACGACAUUGAUGCAAAGAAGAAGAAAGAAGUUAAGGAAGAUUUUGAACCAAGACCCAAUGUUUCAGCUUAUGGUGACAGUGACAUUGAUGCAAAGAAGAAGAAAGAAGUUAAAGAAGAUUUUGAACCAAGACCUAAUGUGUCAGCUUAUGGUGACAACAACAUUGAUGCAAAGAAGAAGAAAGAAGUUAAGGAAGAUUUUGAACCAAGACCUAAUGUUUCGGCUUAUGGUGACAACGACAUUGAUGCAAAGAAGAAGAAAGAAGUUAAAGAAGAUUUUGAACCAAGACCUAAUGUGUCAGCUUAUGGUAACAACGACAUUGAUGCAAAGAAGAAGAAAAAAGUUAAGGAAGAUUUUGAUCCAAGACCUAAUGUUUCAGCUUAUGGUGAUAAUGAUGUUCAAGAGAGGGAAAAAAACCUAGCUGAUAAAUUUUUUGAACCAAGACCUAAUGUUUCAGCCUAUGGUGACAAUGAAGUUAGUGCAAAGCAAAAGAAGGAGGUUGUGAAGGAUUUUGAACCAAGACCUAAUGCUUCGGCUUAUGGUGACAACGACAUUGAUGCAAAGAAAAAGAAUGAAGUUAAAGAAGAUUUUGAACAAAAACCUAACGUGUCAGUAUAUGACGAAUAAGUAAAGUAUGCUAUAACUACAAUAAAUGAUGUAACUUAAUAAUAAAAUUUGUGUGCCACGUAUCUAAUGAAUAGUAUGAAAUGUUAUAUUAUGACUUUUAUUUAAAGAA